Nipponia nippon (crested ibis) is the source of this 1014-nucleotide messenger RNA. It is a transcript of the gene WBP2, whose product is annotated as WW domain binding protein 2. The record is from RefSeq and is a predicted model, not a curated record. Lineage: Eukaryota; Metazoa; Chordata; Aves; Pelecaniformes; Threskiornithidae. Gene Ontology annotation, biological process: positive regulation of DNA-templated transcription. Gene Ontology annotation, molecular function: chromatin DNA binding; transcription coactivator activity. Gene Ontology annotation, cellular component: nucleus.
CCCGCGCAGGCGUAGAGCGGUCUCGGCGCUGUGAGGAGGAGGCGGCGGCGGCCAUGGCGCUGAACAGGAACCACUCGGAGGGCGGCGGCGUCAUCGUUAACAACAGCGAGAACGUUUUGAUGACCUAUGAUCACAUAGAAAUUACCUUCAGUGAUAUCGAACCUAUGCCAGAUGCCUUCAAAGGGACCAAGAAAGGCAGCGUUUUCUUGACUCCCUACCGAGUUAUCUUUGUAUCGAAGGGCAAGGAUGCUAUGCAGUCUUUCAUGAUGCCCUUUUAUUUGUUGAAAGAUUGCGAGAUUAAGCAGCCUGUCUUUGGAGCAAAUUAUAUCAAGGGCACAGUGAAAGCCGAGGCUGGAGGUGGCUGGGAAGGAUCCGCCACAUUCAAGAUGACCUUUUCAGCUGGGGGUGCUAUCGAGUUCGGGCAGCGCAUGCUGCAGGUGGCAUCGCAAGUCUCCAGAGGUGAAAUACCCAAUGGAGCUUACGGCUACUCCUAUAUGCCGAAUGGAUCCUAUGCUUUCGCACCAGCUGCAGCUAAUGGGGCCUAUCCGUACCCACCACCUCCUCCUGAGUUUUAUCCUGGCCCCCCCGUGGCGGACGGAGACAUGGGUUACAUGCAGCUUCCACCCCCGCCGUACCCGGGGCCCAUGGAACCCCCCGUCAGCGGUCCGGACCUGCCCUCCACUCCCGCAGCUGAAGCGAAGGCUGCCGAAGCCGCUGCCAGCGCUUACUACAGCCCAGUCAACCCACACAACGUCUAUAUGCCCACGGACCAGCCCCCCCCUCCUCCAUACUUCCCACCAGAGGACAAGAAAAACCAAUAAGCUAACAGAGAACUUCUCCACAACUCACUGCUUUCUUACUUCCCAUUUUGGCAGAAUCCUGGGCAUGGUCCAUAGCACCGAGGAGUAGAGCCUUCCCCCAAGGCCCGUAGCUUUCAUGGACUCUAGUGGUAGAUAGGUGCAGAGCAAGGGGAGAGGUUUCAGCAGCCUGGGUUACCUCGCAGAGCUCUGCGGG